AUGUCAAACAACAUGGACAAAUAUAAGUUAAUCGCUGAAGUCCGCAAGCGACCUGCACUAUGGGAUAUUAAAAGCGAAGAACAUAGAUCCGUAAAUAUACUUCAAACAGCGUGGAAAGAUGUGGCUGCCGCUAUGGGAUCAAAUGUUAAUGAGUGCAGUCGUAAGUGGAAAGGUUUACGGAGUACUAAUCGAGAAGUAGUUAAUAAGAUAGAGUUACGCAUCCAAGAAGCUAAACAGAAAGGUUCAUAUAAUCCUAACAAUGACUAUGGCAGUGAGUGGACUUAUUUGGAACACAUGAAAUUUAUGAAUGAAAUUAAAAAACCAACUGUUAAUGACCACAAAAGUGAUCUGGAAAUGUCAAACGCCAUAGACAAAUUUAAGUUGAUCGCUGAAAUACAAAAGAGACCUGCACUAUGGGAUAUUAAAAGCGAAGAACAUAGAUCCCAAAAAAUUCGUCAAAAAGUGUGGAAAGAUGUGGCUGUCGCUAUGGGAUCAAAUGUUUAUGAGUGUAGUCGUAUCUGGAAACAUUUACGGGAUAUGAGUCGAACAAUACUUAAGAAGAGAGAAUUACGCAUCAAAGAAGCUAAACUGAAUGGUUCAUAUAAUCCUAACAUGGCCUAUAUCACUCAGUGGCCUUAUCUUGAACACAUGGAAUUUUUUCAUGGCAUUAAACUUGGGAACCCAUCUGCUAAUGAAAACAAAAGUGACGAUAGUGACUCAAACCAAGUUUCCAAAGUUCAUAAUAUGGACAAUACUAAGAUGGAACCUGAGCGUGAUCUAGAAAUGUCAAACGCCAUGGACAUAUUUAAGUUAAUCGCUGAAGUACGAAAGAGACCUGCACUAUGGGAUAUUAAAAGCGAAGAACAUAAAUCCAAAAUAAUUCAUCAAAAAGUGUGGAAAGAUCUGGCUGUCGCUAUGGGAUCAGAUGGUCUUAGUGUCUGCAGGUGUAAGUGGAGAAGUUUACGGUGUCGUAAUCUAGCAAUAGUUAAUAAGACAGAGUUACGCAUUCAAGAAGCUAAACAGAAAGGUUCAUAUAAUCCUAACAAUGACUAUGGCAGUGGGUGGAUUUAUUUGGAACACAUGAAAUUUAUGAAUGACAUUAAAAAACCAUCUGUUAGUGACCACAAAAGUGAUCUAGAAAUGUCAAACAGAUUUAAGUUGAUCGCUGAAAUACGAAAGAGACCAGCACUAUGGGAUAUAAAAAGCAAAGAACAUGGUUCCCAAAGAAUCCGUCAAAAAGCAUGGAAAGAUCUGUCUGUCGCUAUGGGAUCAGAUGUUAAUGACUGCCGUCGUAUCUGGAAAAAUUUAAGGACCACUAAUCAAGUAAUAGCUAAGGGCAUAACGUUACGCAUCCAAGAAGCUAAACUGAAAGGUUCAUAUAAUCCUAUCAAAAAAAAAUAUAGCAGUAAUUGGCCAUAUUUCGAAGCCAUGGAAUUUAUUAAAAACAAUACAAAAGAUUCGAUUAAACUUUGUUCUUCAGAUGACAAAUUGCAGUUAAUCGCUGAAGUCCGAAAUAGGCCUGAACUAUGGGAUUUUAAAAGCAAAGAACAUAGAUCCUGUUUAUCUGCUGCCGAAGUGUGGAAAGAUCUGGCUGUUAGUUUGGGAUCAGAUGUUGAAACAUGCCAGCGUAACUGGAUAACUUUAUGUAAGUCAUAUAAGAGAUUAGUUAGGAGUCUAGAGUCACGCAUCAAAGAAGCUAAACUGAAUGGUUCAUAUAGUCCUAACAAAAAAUAUAGGAGUCAGUGGCCUUAUUUUGAACACAUGGAAUUUAUGAAGGACAAUACAACAGGUUCGAUUAAACUUCGUAAUUCAGGUGACAAAUUUAAGUUAAUCGCUGAAGUCCGAAAUAGGCCUGAGCUAUGGUGUAAUAAACGCAAUGAAUAUAGACCCCGUUUAGUCUUAAAGAAGUCAUGGGAAGAUCUGGCUCGUGCUAUGGGAUCAGAUGUUGAUGACUGCAAGCGUAAAUGGACAAGUUUAUUGCUGGGGUAUCGAGUAGAAGUUAAGAAGUUAGAGUUACGUAUUAAAGAAGAUAAGUUGAAAGGUUUAUAUAAUCCUAAAAAGGAAUACAGAUCUAAUUGGAUUUUUUAUGAACGCAUGAAAUUUUGCGAUUACAUUAAAAACCCAUGUCUCAUGGAACUUGGGAACACAUCUGUUAAUGACAAUAAUAGUGACGAUAAUGACUCAAAUCAAGUUUCCGAAUUUCAAAAUAUGGACAAUUAUAAGAUGGAACCAGAGCUUGAUCUAGAACCAGAAGUGUAUUUACCAGAUGACGAACAUAAUUCCCCUCAAACAUCUGUCGGUGUGAAAUCAAAUUUUAGCGUUAUUAAUUUAGCGGAAAACCCAGAUAAACCAACAUUAAAUUGGAAGUGUACUAAACGCUCUUAUGAUCAGGCGAAUUACUUGGAAGACCUUGAAAAGGAGGAGCAUAACUUAAUAAAGUCCACUAAGGUGGAGCUUGGGAUUGAUCUAGACACAGAAGUGUAUAUACCCGACGAUGAAGAUUAUGACACUGACAGCCAAAUGUCUGGCAUGGAAUUUUUAAGCGAACCAAAUUCUCCUCAAAACCAAGAGUCAGCAGAUGAUAAACCAUCGUCAACAGGUGGGAACUGCACUAAACGAUCUUAUGAGCGGGCGAAUUUAUUGGAAGAUAUUGUAAAGGAGGAGCAUAACUUAACAAAGUCCGUUAAGGUGGAACCUGGGCUUGAUCUAGACCCAGAAAUGUAUAUACCCGACGAUGAAGAUUAUGACACUGACAGCCAAAUGUCUGGCAUGGAAUUUUUAAGCGAACCAAAUUCUCCUCAAAACCCAGAGCCAGCAGAUGAUACACCAUCGUCAACAGGUGGAAACUGCAGUAAACGAUCUUACGAUCAGGCGAAUUUAUUGGAGGAUAUUGAAAAGAAGGAUUCCAACUUAAUUAAAUCUGUACGUUCCAAUGACAUGGUUCCUGUUAUCGAUUCCGACUAUAAUUUCUUGGUCAGUUUUUUGCCGAAAAUGAAAAAGAUUAAUGAGUUGCAAAAUUUACAGUUUCGUGCAAAAAUUAUCGAUUUGAUAAUGGAUAUUGCGAAAGAAUGA
Calliphora vicina (urban bluebottle blowfly) is the source of this 3072-nucleotide messenger RNA. RefSeq lists its product as uncharacterized. Bases 1 to 3072 code for a protein of 1023 amino acids. The transcript is spliced from 7 exons. The record is from RefSeq and is a predicted model, not a curated record. Gene Ontology annotation, molecular function: DNA binding. NCBI's taxonomy places the organism in Eukaryota, Metazoa, Arthropoda, Insecta, Diptera, Calliphoridae.